AUAUUAGUAUGCAACUCCAGCUGAAUUGACCUGCAACUGAUCAUCAACGAACGAGAAGUAUCAGAGAUCGAGAAAAGAACGGAUUCCGGGAAGAAAUAUAUACGUGAUGGAAGCACUAAUACCCGUUAUAAAUAGACUUCAAGAUGUUUUUAAUACUGUUGGAACGGAUGUGAUCCAGUUACCCCAGAUUGUAGUCGUCGGAAAUCAGAGCAGUGGCAAGAGUUCUGUUCUAGAGGGUCUCGUAGGAAAGGAUUUCUUGCCAAGGGGAAAUGGGAUAGUGACUCGCCGGCCUCUGGUCCUGCAGAUGGUCCAUGUUGAUCCUGAGGAUAAACGAGGAGCAAGCGGAGAAGGCGAAGAAGAGAUCACAGCCGAUGAAUGGGGAAAGUUUCUGCACACCAAGAACAAGGUCUACACUGACUUUGAGGAGAUUCGAGAAGAAAUUCAAAAUGAGACCGAUAGAAUGGCAGGGACCAACAAGGGAAUUGUCCAUGAUGCAAUUCACCUUAGAAUCUACUCACCCAAGGUUCUUAACUUGACGUUGGUUGAUUUGCCAGGGCUAACCAAGGUUCCUGUUGGUGACCAGCCCGAGGACAUUGAAUCUCAGAUCAGAGAGAUGCUCGUCAAGUACAUCGGCAAUCCCAAUUCCAUCAUCCUAGCCGUCACGUCGGCCAAUACAGACAUGGCUACCUCAGAGUCUCUCAAGUUGGCCAAGGAGAUAGACCCGGAUGGUAGGAGGACCUUGGCGGUCAUUACCAAGCUGGAUCUCAUGGAUGCUGGCACCGAUGCUGUGGAUGUACUGUGUGGUAGAGUAAUUCCAGUCAAACUUGGAAUCAUUGGAGUAGUCAAUAGGAGUCAAAUGGACAUCAAUAACAAAAAGGUCAUUGAUGAUGCUGUGAAGGAUGAAUCAGCUUUUCUACAGCGGAAAUAUCCAGCUCUUGCCAGCAGAAACGGUACUGCUUACCUAGCCAGAACACUCAACAGGCUACUGAUGCACCAUAUCAGAGACUGUCUACCUGAGUUGAAGACCAGGGUCAACGUGAUGACCUCACAGUUCCAGCAGCUCAUGGCUUCUUUUGGUGAACCAGUGGAAGACAAGAGUCAGACCCUGCUCCAGAUCAUCACCAAGUUUGCUUCGGAAUACUGCGCAACCAUCGAGGGAACCUCAAGGAACAUUGAGACAUCAGAACUAUGCGGAGGAGCAAGAAUCUGCUACAUUUUCCACGAGACAUUUGGAAGGACGUUAGACAGUAUAGAUCCACUCGGAGGACUUAGAACGAUAGACAUCUUAACUGCCAUUCGCAAUGCUACGGGUCCUAGACCAGCUCUAUUUGUUCCUGAAGUAUCUUUUGAGCUGCUGUCGAAGAGGCAGAUCAGACGACUAGAGGAACCCAGCAUGCGUUGCAUCGAGCUGGUACAUGAAGAGAUGCAGCGUAUCAUAGCACACUGUGGAACGCAAGAUCUCUUACGAUUCCCAAGGCUCCAUGAUCGCAUUGUAGAAGUUGUAACCACACUGCUCAGGAAGAGACUACCAGCCACAAAUGCCAUGGUUGAAAACAUUGUUGGCAUAGAGCUGGCGUACAUCAACACCAAGCAUCCUGACUUUGCUGAUGCUAGUCUGGUCAAUGUACUUGUAGAGCAGAACGAUAGAGAGAACAGCAGGAAAUCUACAAGACUUGCAGAAUCGGUACCUGAGAAUAGAGAGAAGAACGACAAGCAGCCAAAAUUACAGACACCUCAAACCACACCGCUAGACGGGGCUCCCCCUAGGUUGGAUGGUAAGGAGAGUUCAUGGGUUCCUUCAUGGGUGAGAGGAAGUGCACCUAACCUGAAGUCUGCCAGCUCAGAUAACCUGUCUGCUACCAGUACCCCACCACAGAUGAGCAGUCCUAAAGUGGAACGGAAGAGACCAGGCAUCAACCUGCUACCUGAUGUCCCUGAUGUACCAGUUUCUAGGAAACUUUCUUCAAGGGAACAGAGGGAUGUGGAUGUUAUAAAGCGAUUGAUCCAGAGUUACUUCCUGAUUGUGCGUAAGAACAUCCAGGACAGCGUCCCCAAGUCCAUCAUGCAUUUCUUGGUGAACCAUGUGCAAGACAACCUUCAGAGUGAGCUGGUAGGACAGCUGUAUCGCCAGAAAGAGAUCGAUACGUUGCUCAAUGAAUCGGAACAUAUGGCACAGCGAAGGAAAGAUGCUCAAGAAAUGUUACAAGCUCUUCAGAAGGCGGGUCAAAUCAUCAGUGAGAUCAGAGAAACACACCUGUGGUAGAUAAACCUCACCCACAAAGACGACGCAACCACUCAUGUAGCCCUAUCAAUACAAAUUAUGUAGAAACUGAGAAAUGAUUAUUGAACAAAUAUGUGAAUUUUCAAAUAUUCUACUUUUAUUUAUGUUUUCACCGACCUUGAUCUCAUGCUAACUGUAUAUUCAUACCGAGUCAGUACAAAGUAUUUCACAAACUUCUGUUACUUCAGAGUGUUUUUUUGUGACAUGUCAAUCUCAAGUGUGUUAUAUACAUAUACUAUAGUGAAGAUUUGGUCAGGAAAGGUUGAUCCUUUGUAAAUUUUCAUGAGAUAAAGGCAGUAGGGUAUUAAGAAUAACAGUUGGUGUAUAGUUCUAUCUACUUCAUACUAGUUCGGGAACUCAUUUAUGGUUGCUCUGUCGGUAUAUUUGAUACAUCUGAGCAUGUAUCACUAAUGAUAUUGGCCAUGAGAUUUAUUAUUUGUGAGUGUUGUUGAAUACACGACAUGUGAAAUACACUUGGUAAUGGCACUUCCCAAGCUUACUCUUCCAUGAUGCAGAACAAUGCUCACACCCCUGUCCCCUAAACGUGGCGAUAUGUUUAAACUUAAAACCUCACAUCGUUCGGUUUGGGCUGAUAUGUGAUAUUAUGACAACAGAAACUAAUUAUUUUGGUCCCAUUUUGGGCAUUUUGCUAACAUUUGAGAAAAUUGGGUUUCAGUCACAGUGCAUGAGUAAUCGCUCUAUCUUUAGACAUGCAAAAA
Molecule: messenger RNA, 3000 nt
Organism: Strongylocentrotus purpuratus (purple sea urchin)
Lineage: Eukaryota; Metazoa; Echinodermata; Echinoidea; Camarodonta; Strongylocentrotidae
Product: dynamin-1-like protein
Exons: 16
Coding region: 107-2263 (718 amino acids)
Biological process (GO): mitochondrial fission
Cellular component (GO): membrane; microtubule; cytoplasm
Molecular function (GO): GTP binding; GTPase activity; microtubule binding
Source: RefSeq, a predicted model, not a curated record